Messenger RNA from [Candida] anglica, 2469 nucleotides. The record is from the annotation of a GenBank genome assembly. Lineage: Eukaryota; Fungi; Ascomycota; Pichiomycetes; Serinales; Debaryomycetaceae.
AUACUAUUCCAAUAGUUAUUGCAAUUAGAAUCGUCGAUACAUUAACUCUGUGUAAGAUACGAGACCAAGAGCAAGUUAAUUCUCAGUGAAAUAUUGAAGCAUAUAGGGGAUAUCUUGAUAAAGGAAAGAAAUAAUAAAGAAAAGGAGAAAAAGCGUUAACUAUAAGAAAAGUGACAGUAACCAUUCUCGUGUACCUUCUUAUAGAUCCAUCAUAAAUAACCUUUUACUAUGCAACGUAUAAGGUUAGUUUAUCGAGCUCAUUGGUCAGGGUCAUCUGGUACAUUAUCAUGUGCUCUGGUUGCUUCCCGAGCCCGUAGAAUAAAUAUCAGGGCAAACUAUGCAACCACUUCAAAGCCCAUCGCACACAAAUCAAUCUCACAGACAGCAUUACCAAAGAACUCCAACCCUUCACAUGCACUCAACAAGAUCAUAAAACCAGCACUUUCGGAACUACUUGAAUCAUUCACAGAUUCAAAAAUCAAAAAUCCUACACAUCAACAACUUAAUGCUCUCCCAUUACAACUCAAAAACAAACUUUCAAAUUCAUUGAGAAAUAUAUUGGAGUUAAAUAUUGACAAGUUUGUAGCUGGUUCUUCCUCUACCAAUACCAUCCCUGCAUUGAAAAUAGAACACUUUUUAAACCCACAAGUGGAUGAUAUUGCACCAAUAUUGUAUACGCUUCAACAUAGUCCACCACCUGCUGAAUUUGGUAAGGCUUUGGGAGUUUCCACAAGAAAUGAACUUCUUCAUCUUGUGCUUGAAAAAUUACUCUUUAAAGAAUACCUCAAGUAUAAUCUUACUGCUGUUGAUUCACUUCCAGUAAAGAUGGAUUUCUCCAACCCUGCCGAAUGGUAUCCAGAGGCCCGUAAAAUGAAGAGAAAAAUCAUCAUGCAUGUUGGGCCAACCAACUCAGGUAAGACAUAUAACGCCUUGAAACUCUUACAGUCUGCUAAAAGUGGGUACUAUGCUGGACCUUUACGUCUUUUGGCGAGAGAAAUUUAUGAAAAAUAUCGUGAACAAGGGAUUAAUUGUAAUUUAGUUACUGGUGAAGAAAUCAUCCCAGAUAUUGAUGAGUUUGGUAAUGUGGCUGGAAUCUCUUCAGGAACUAUUGAAAUGGUUCCUGUGAACCGUAAGAUGGACAUCUGUGUUAUUGAUGAAAUUCAAAUGAUUGGUGAUAAUAGAAGAGGUGAAGCAUGGACAAAUGCUGUCUUGGGGGUACAAGCUAAGGAACUUCAUCUUUGUGGAGAAGUUAGUGCAGUUCCACUUAUUGAAAAACUUUCAAAGAUCACUGGAGAUUCAGUUGAAGUGAAAUCGUAUAAUCGAUUGGGGGAAUUGGUAGUUGAAGAUAAGCCGGUUAAUCGGUUCAGUUUUAAGGAUUUACGUCGUGGAGAUUGUGUAGUAGCCUUCUCCAAGUUGAAGAUCUUGCUGCUUAAAAGAGAAAUUGAAUCUAAACUGAAAUUGAAGGCAGGGGUUGUUUAUGGAGCAUUACCUCCAGAAGUUAGAUCAGAGGAAGCAGGCAAAUUCAAUUCUGGGAAAUAUGAUAUAUUAAUUGCCAGUGACGCAAUUGGUAUGGGUCUUAAUCUUAAGAUCCGAAGAGUUGUAUUUGUGACUGUGGAUAAGUUUGAUGGUAAGGAGAUGACUAAAUUAACUGCUUCCCAAGUGAAGCAAAUUGCUGGUAGAGCAGGACGGUUCUCAAGUGAAGGGAAGCUGGUCGGUUAUGUCACAGCCUUCGGUCAGAAUACGUUGGAGUAUGUAAGAGAUUCUAUGGACAUGCCACUGAUCCCAUUGAAGAAAGCAUACCUUUGGCCUACUGGAGAAAUUUGGGCUCGCUAUAUUGCCAAGUUUCCAAAGAAAACUCCAUUGGUUGAAGUUUUCAAACAAUUAGAAAAGGAUUUACAGAGGGAUAAGGGUAAGAUGGAUCUUUAUCAAGUAACUGAAUUGGAUUCAAGAAAAAGAAUUUUGAAACAGUUUGAACAUCGGAAACUUGUUGGAAAAAUUCCAUAUGAAGAUCAACUUCGUCUUAGCAUUGCACCAUUAAACUUGGAUAAACCAACUGAAUACAUAAACGAUAGAAUAUAUCAGUUAUUGUUUGCCAUUGCGAACAUGAGAUCCCAUGAUAUUCUUUACUACAAGAUUAAUGAUCAAAACAUUAUGAAGAAGGAACCUAGUGGAGCCAUGACCUACGAACAUGCAAUGGCAACUGUGGGUAGACUUGAAGAAAUGCACAAGAUGACUAUUUUGUUCCUAUGGCUUAGUCAAAGAUGGCCCACGCUCUUUGUUGACAAAGAGGCAGCUAUGGAUUGUAAGACCUUACUUGAAAAGAGAAUUACUGAAGAGUUGGCAAAUUUGAAAAAGAUUAAGAUUUUUAAAAAGGGUUCAAGAUAUACGCAACGUGGGUUUGGUGAUACUUAGUGAACAAUGUCACGGGUACUUGUAUAUAUGUAAAUAGAUCGUAAUUGAUACGUACAU